CCGACGAUGAAGGACAUCUACACGUUCCUCAGCACGCUCUUCGUGCGCGCGCACCUCAGCAGCGAGUGCUCCAUCGUGUGCCUCAUCUACGUCGAGCGGCUCAUGGAGAAGGCGAACGUGCCGCUGCUCGCGGCGACGUGGCGGCCCAUCCUGCUGUGCUCCAUGCUGCUGGCGUCCAAGGUCUGGCAGGACUGCGCGUCCUGGAACAUCGAGUUCUCCGUCGUGUUCCCCCAGUUCUCGCUCGCGGCGAUCAACGCGCUCGAGCGGAACUACGUGACGGCCGUCGGCUGGGACAUGUACAUCUCCCAGUCGCUCUACGCCAAGUACUACUUCGCCCUGCGGUCCCUCAACGAG
Messenger RNA from Aureococcus anophagefferens, 354 nucleotides. RefSeq lists its product as hypothetical. The transcript has a single exon. Gene Ontology annotation, cellular component: plasma membrane. Lineage: Eukaryota; Pelagophyceae; Pelagomonadales; Pelagomonadaceae. The record is from RefSeq and is a predicted model, not a curated record. The annotation marks the transcript as partial.